AUGCGUGAACCAGCGCUCAACGCUAUGUCACCUCAAACGUUCUUUGAGCACAUGGACGAAAAACUGAGACCUUCAAACUUCAAUUCUCAUUCCCACAGCUUCCGUCAUUCGUCUUCUGAAGCUUCUAAUAAGAUAACACACGGGAGAAAUGGGACAACUUUGGUCGAUCCGAUAAGAAAUGGAUCCAUCCCCAAUGGAUCUGCGGGCCCAUUUCACAACUUAAAUGCACCGAACUUUAUUGAUGAAUCAGAAUUACUACAAAACGACAAAAACAGCAGCACUGAAGAGAAAAUAAAUCGGCUGAACUCGGAAAACCAGCAGCUGCAGAACGAAGUUAAACACCUGAUGACGUCAUUGCAAUUGCACCAAUCAGGUCAUUCCACGUCGUCUCCUCUAUCUCCCCAAAGAGAUAAACACAUAAUUCCGAAUGGGUUCCGCACAAUUAACCAUCAGGAAAUUGUCCUAAACGAAUUUCAGCUGGAGACUGAAAAUUUGAAGAAAGACUCCAGAGCAAAAGAAGACCAAUGCAAUUCCUUGGAGCAAAACUUGCAAGAUAUGAUUUGCCAAAACUCAAAACUCACAGAAGAAAAUAUUCGUCUCAGCCAGGAAUCACAGCAAUAUGAAGACGUUUCCUCUCGAAGUCAGAAAAUGGCAGAGGACAUAAAUCGGCUGCUUCAAAAAGAGACGAACUUGCGGCAUGAAAAAGAGAUCCUGGCCGCCAAAUGUGAAAACUUGGAAGCUGAAAAUGAAAGUUUGAGUGAGGCCAACAAACAGAUUACUCAGUUAGCAGACGAAAACAGAAUGGCUCAAAGACAGAUUCAAAAACAGCGAGACGAAAUUGAACAGAUGCAGAAGGCGCAAGAGAGCAGCGCUAACGAGAAUGCACAAUCGAUGCUCAAUCUACAAGAUGCGUUGAAAGACCUCAAGCACAACUACCAACAACAGUCAAUCAAAUACAAUGACCUUCUGCACGAGUUCAAUCGGCUGAAAUCUUCAGUUGGCGAGAGUGGGUCACCGGGUCAUUCCGUGGGCGGCAACAAGACGGCGAGCGCAACUGCUGGUGGUAUCGGUGUUGCCGCCACGACAGACAAUCUGCUGGACGGAACAACGGCUCACUUUCCCGCCUUCGGGGCGCAAGACCUCCCCUUAGAACCAGUGCCUGUCACAAUCUACAUCGCCAAGUACAACUACGAUCCCCUCAAGUACUCCCCAAACGACAACCCAGAGUUAGAGUUGACAGUUUCGAAGGGGGACUAUGUCUACAUCCACGGGGAUAUGGACGAAGAUGGUUUCUUCGAGGGGGAGCUCCUGGGAGGCCAGCGGGGUCUGGUUCCAUCCAACUUCGUCGAACCAGUGAAGGAGAAGGAGCUGCCGGAACUCUUGAAGAGCCACCUGCAGAAACUAAGAAACCGCAGCUUGUCCAACUUGCAUUUGAACCAAAUCGCGGCAGCCGGGAACUACGGGCUCAAUCCGAAAGUCGAUUCAGGAGUCCAGGUGCUAGAAGAUGAUAUCUCAGAGUUCCCCAACAGGUCAUUGACUUAUUCUGCCAAAUAUGACGUCACGUCGCUCAAAGCUAAUCACAGUGCGGCGUGGAACGACCAAUCACAUUCCAACCAUAUUCCAGUCAGCCCGAAAAGCCUUCCAUCACUCAUGAACUCGCAUCUAAACCGAAGUCCGACACACUACUCGGCUGCAGGAGGACACCACGACUUGUCGUUAGCCAAUCACAUUGGAGAUGGGCUGGAUACGAACUCGCAGAAGUACUCGCCUUCUUUUGCGGGUUCUUCGCCGCGCUCGGUGUCGUCUGUCGGCACGAAUGAAGAAAGUCACAAGUCGUUGAGCAAUGGACCCUCUCGGCAUGUUUCGCCUAGAAGUGACAAAGCUCAUCGUCUCCCCGUAGUGUCAUUGGACGACCUUGGGGGUGGGGGUGGACAGGUGAGUCCGCCGGAACGACUUGUGGUGGAGAAGAUGCUGCUUAACUCAGUCCUCAUCAGCUGGAGUGCGAGCAGUGAACCAGUUAAAAGAGUCGAGUGCUACGAAGUGUGUGUAGACGGCACACGACAUCUCACUGUCAGACCAUAUGCUAAACUCAGGGCACUGUUACACAACAUCGAUACCCAGAUUCCACACAAAGUGAGCAUACGAACCCUCACAACCAGAGGUUUGGUCAGUAAAGACCAACAGUGCACAAUUGUGAUAGGAAAGGGCGCCAAAAAGUCUCCCUACGAUCUCAAAGCAAUCCAAAUCCAACCGACGAGUUCCGAAAUAGUCUGGUGGCCUUGCAACAGCAACUUCUCCCACGGGUUGACCUUGAAUCAGGGACCAGAGGUCAGGAUACCAGCUGGUACCUGGAUCCAUAAGUUAACAGGUCUCACGCCUGCCAGUGUGAACAAAGUGUCUCUGAGGUCAGUUUGGGAUGACGUCACGUCGCCACCGAUGUCUUCGGAUUCGAGUUCGCCUUCUUCUCAAAAUAGCACUGUGGCUAAGAUCGAGUUCAAAACAUUGCCAUCAGGUCUUCCCGACUGUCCCUGUGGGGUUCGAGUGAUUGUCAGCUCCUCACCUCCGAACACUUUCACAGUGAUCUGGGAACCCCCGACAUCCCCAGGAGUGAAUGGAUCUAUGGGAAUAGGAGAACCAGAGGGCGUGGUAGUGUCAAAUGGAGUCUUGGUCACCGGAUACAAGGUUGUGAAAGACUCUGGAGAGGUGCUGGCCACAAUUCCGGAUCCUGCUGCCGACCGGGCAAUCUUGACGGUCUCUUCUUUACGAGGUGCUAAACGAAUAUCAGUGCGGACAACUUCCUACGGCGGUUCUUCAAUCGACUCCAAACCCGCCAAAGUGCCCACUAUCCUUUCACCCACUAACAAUCACAGCCUUAUAAAUCCUACCCUCCCCGCGACCGGAUUAUCUCCUCUCAGAGGUGGCGGUGGGGACCCCUCGUUUAUCGGUCCCGGAGGGGGACAACCAAGAUUUUCUAUUGGAGAUAUCGAAUUGCAACCCCCUGACUACUUAAGUGAGACAAGUGAGAUGUCGGAGCUAGCAGACAUUUUGGAAGAGGGAGAGUUCAGGUCAAAUCUUAGUGCUAAUACAGAUUCCAAAGUUCAAGGUUACCAUGGUCAGCCCAAGUUCAACUUGGAGAGCGUUGGCGUUCCUUCUGUGAUGCCGACUGUAUACGACUACCAACAGUAUCUCAAAUCACCGAGAAGUCACUUGGACAGACCGCGACGCUCUCGUCCGCGUGUUCCGCCGCCGCACAGUCAGCUCGCAGCGAACGAUAAGGCAUACACUUCAGACUCGGAGCUAACUCAAGUUCGGCCAAGCUACCGAAACUCACAAUCACUUCGGUCGCCCGGCUCUGGUUUCCGCGAUGACGACAUGAUAACAUACCAGUCGUCGCCUGCUAGACUUCGAGGAUCCGGACGGCACCGACUUGACGUUGGGACUCCUCAAGGGGGUGGUCGCUGGAAGCGUGCCCCGGGGUUGUACCCGCAACAACAGCAGCGUUUCCGGUACUUCGUGGCCUUAUACAACUACAAUCCACUAGUCAUGAGUCCUAAUAAGGAGUCGGCACAUGAAGAAAUCGCAUUCAGGGAAGCAGAUGUUAUCAAAGUGUACGGCGACAAAGACGAGGACGAAUUCUACUACGGCGAGACGCGAGAUGGGAUGAAGGGCUUCGUGCCGAGUAACAUGGUGCUCGAACUCGGCUCCAGCUUUGCCGCCACUCACCACUCCUCGGCGUCCGUCGCCACUUCGGAUUCUUCUGCAGGGGUUAUUUCUUCGGCUGCAGUCGCUGGUGGCCCCAGACUGAAGGACAAAGCGAGUGUGACGUCACUGAGGAAAAUGGUGGCCCUGUUCGACUACGACCCGAGAAAGACUUCUCCCAACCCAGAUGCUGAGGACGUCGAGUUAAGUUUCCGAGCUGGCGAUUUGAUGUUCGCGUUUGGACCCAUUGACGAAGACGGAUUCUAUGUAGCCGAAUUGCUGAGUGGCGAGAGAGGUUUAGUGCCUUCGAACUUUCUAGAAGAAGCAGAUGACGCAAAACACGCUCAUAGGAGCCACAGAUCGCCUCACCCAGGCGCUCGCAAUGGCCAAAGCCAUUCCCUACCACCGGAUUCAGAGGACCUCCCCCUAGACUAUCAAAUGGACCCUCAGCUAGACACCCAAAUGCCCCCCACCAACACACAGGGACCAGUUUACUCGUACCUGCCAACGGCACCCACCACCGAUCCAACUCAAACGACAGAUCAACCAAUCAGCAGGUCUCGUUUGGGAACCAGUCACCUCAACCGCACCCGCAACAUCACCCCGGAAAUCAGCAGGGACAAUCAAAUCCAAAAUAUACAUUUCCAAGAGAAUCACGACCAGGAGGAAGUUCAGGCUAUGACUCAUCAAAAUUAUCCGACAGCUAUCCAACAGGACACCAAUUUCAAGAUGCGGGGCCAAAACUGGCGACAUCAUUCUCGCAACCCGGUAGCACCAUCGGACCGAACUCGGACAUCGCUGGUCGAAUCCUUUCACCUCCCCCUGCCCUCCCCACCCGUUCGCCUUUCAGGGGGGCUCCAGGGGGUGCUGGGAACUCCUCUAACCGACGGUGACGAAACCGACGAUUUGAACUGCGAGACAAGCGUUUUCUCCGAAGACCCCGCGGCACUGACUAGCGACUGUACAACACCGUGGGAGCUGUAGCGCUCCAAGCACUGUCGGAAAAAUUGUUCGAAAUCGUCAAAGAUGAAGUUAAACACUCAGAAAUUUGAACUGGGUUGUUGCGUAUGUUUGGUUUGAUAUAUUUUGGAGCUUUGCGAUUAUUCGUCCAAUUUACAUCACAAGUUUGAGGGAGUGCGAAAAUCAUUUCACAUCAUAAUUUAAUUUAGUCGAAGUCUCAUUAACGGGAGAAACUCAUUACUUAAUUGUUACUUUAACCGAAUUGAAUCAUAAUUUAUUUUAACUGUAAGUGCUUAAAUUGUAACAUUAUAAGAUUUGUGAUUGAGAUUAUUUAUAGUU
Molecule: messenger RNA, 4998 nt
Organism: Symsagittifera roscoffensis
Lineage: Eukaryota; Metazoa; Xenacoelomorpha; Acoela; Convolutidae
Product: peripheral-type benzodiazepine receptor-associated protein 1-like
Biological process (GO): neuromuscular synaptic transmission
Molecular function (GO): protein binding
Source: RefSeq, a predicted model, not a curated record